AUGAACGGACUCCUUAUUUCUAUAUUUGUCAUCUUGGGCGUUUCUCGAUCUCAAGGAGUGCUGCAGGGAGAUGUCCAUCUUGGAGGAUUGUUUCAAUUAUUUAGUGAUGGGGAAUGUAAAAAUGACAUAAAUGAAAUGUCUGUUCGAAACUUUGAGGCUGUGAAAUGGACACUCAACAAACUAAAUCAGGAUAAAUAUAUUCCAGGAAUAAAACUUGGGAUCGAAGUGUUUCCAACAUGCAAUGUUCAGGGUAAAGCUGUGGAACAUGCAAGUAAAAUAAUAAACAGAAGGUUUACGAAACAAACAGAUGAAAGUGUGGCACCUAUCAUAGGGAUAAUCGGUCCAGAGUACAGCCACGAAGCUGUAGAUACAUCGUUAUAUAUAAGCUCAUUGGAAAAGAAUAACGUAGUCCUACAAACACUCUUCUCUGCAACCGCUUCAGCUCUGAGAGAUGGGAAUAAAUAUCAAAAUAUUCUGAGAGUAGUUCCUGAUGAUACCAAACAAAUAUCAGUCAUCAUAUCUCUAUUACAAAAACUUGAAUGGAACUACAUUGGUGUCAUUUACGAAAACAAUACAUAUGGAAUAGGUAACUUUGAAGAUUUUAGAAUACAGACUAAAUCAAGACAGAUAUGCAUUGCAUACGCAUCAGCUGUAUCCAUGGAAAAUGGUCUUGUAAAAUCCCAAGAACUACAAACACUUAUAGAGUCAGUAAUUUUUCAUAUUGAAAGUAGAAUUACAGGAGUAAUAGUAUUUGCUUCAACCAAAACUGCCAAAGUGUUUCUUAAUGUUGCCAACAAACUCAAAGAUCAGUACAGUUUUCGACUUGGAAUCAUCUUUUCUGAGGGCUCCAUUAACAUAGAUAAAGCGACUUUAAACCAGUAUCGUGUAGCAAAGGGUUCUUUUUUCACUAGUCCUCCUUGGUUGUCAUCUGAAAGUUUUCAAUUACAUUGGUCGAAUGUUAUGACUAAUAAAACAGCUUUCAAUCAAGAGGUCUCCUCCAAUCCCUGGUUAGAGAAUGUUGUCGAGAAGUUUAUUUCUUGUGAUAUUCGGGACGAUAACUGUUUGAUGCCAACUUUUUCCAACGUGAAUUCUGUUACUGGUGACAAUGUGUUUGAAGGUUACGCAAUCUUAUCUGCUAUACUACAAGCCAAAAUUCUUAAAGACCUCCACAGAGAAGUAUGUGGAGAAGCUGAGGGCUUGUGUCCCAACCUCAACAGCACGUUGUGGAAUAAUAGCUAUAAACUUGUAGAAAGAGGUAGAUAUACAAACAUAAGUUUAAAGGAAGAUAUUCUGAAGAUUUACGACAAGACAUUGAAAGUAACGUUCAAUGGAAAAACUGAUGGUAAUAUUGAAGGAGAUAUAUAUGAAUAUGAAGUGUAUCACUUCCGAAAUUGCAUUCUUAGAAGUCAUGAAAUGUGUUUGGAAAGCGUUGGAGAAUACAGCAAUUCAACAUUUUAUUUAAAUACAAACUUAUUGAGAGAUUAUACAAAAAACGAUAAUGGCUUAGCUUGGCCUGAUAUCAUAAAGGCUCAGUGUGAUAAUGAGAAGAAAUGUGUAUCAUGCCGGAAUAGUAACCUGGCAAAUGAAGUUAUUUUUAAAGAAGGUGAUAUUUAUGUGGCUGCAGUGGUCCCUGUCUAUAACAAAGACAUAUACGACCCUAUGAGGUGUGGUAAUAUUCGUACAUCAAAUGGAUGGGAGGUUGUAGAAGGAAUUCGGUUUGCAAUAGAUACAGUGAACGGAAAACUUGAUAGUUUUUCUAAUAUGUUUGGAAGAAAGAAAAUCGGAUACGUCAUUUUUAACAGUUGUAAUCAGCCUCUGCUAAUUCAAGCAAAACUCCUCAACUUUUUCAGAGAAGGUCUAUAUUUAUCAGAUGGUUCUCUUAUUUCAGACAUUACAAAUAAAACCCUAGGGUUUGUUGCUGCCUAUGGUAGUACCAUCAGCAUAGCAACAGCUAAUGUGCUUCAAGAACUAAAUCUUCCUCAAAUCAGUUACGCAUCCACCGCUGCUGUGUUAAGUGACAAAUCUACCUACAAAUAUUUCUUGCGGACAUGCACUCCUGAUGAUAAACAAGCCCUCGCAAUGAUAAGCAUUGUAGAAACACUUAAUUCGUCGUACAUUCAAAUAAUAUAUAGUGAAGGAACCUAUGGCGAAGGUGGAAGGAAUGCAAUUGUGCUUGCAGCUAAGGAUAAGAAGAUAUGCAUUUCAAAUGAAAUCAAAGUUAAAGAAAAUCAAUAUAAAAAGAUUCGUGAUGAUCUUCACAAAACUCCGUAUGCUACUGUUGUCCUCCUCUUUUUAAGAAGUCAUGUUGUACAAGAUGUUAUGGACGAGCUUCAUGAAACAAUAAAUCCUUGGUCAUAUCUUUUUAUAGGUUCCGAGGCAUUUGGAACACAAGACAUACUUUCUGGUAAACACAAGCUAGAAGGAACUAUUACUUUGUCUCUCCAAAUGAAACCAGUAACUGGGACAUCUAAAUUUGAGAAAUAUCUGCACGAUAGACUUGCUGAUGUUGAUAACGAUGUAAACCCUUGGACAAAAGAAUACUUUGAACAGAGAAAUGCUUGUUUCCUGUCUGGCAGCUUUAACAAACUCUUUGCUUCUCAGUGUACGGAUAUUAAGGAAGAAUUUAACAAUAAAGACUACCAACCAGAACUAUGGACUGCCUUUGCAAUCAAUGCGAUGUUUUCUCUUCUACAAGGAACAAAUAAGUCAUUUGGUGAACUAUGUGGCAGUCAGUCUUCUAAUUUAUGUCAAAGGCAUCGAGAUUCUCCACAAAAGGUUUACGAUAUGAUUAAGAAUGAAAAACUCGUGAUUGAUGACAGCGGAAUUCCGUCUAAAGUUUUUGAUGAGAACGGUGACGGUAAUAUAGGAUACAAAAUAUACCAAGUACAGAGAAAAUCCUCAGAUGCCAGUCAACUGACAUUUGUUGAAAUAGGCCGGUAUACCUUGGAUGAGAAUGGAUAUUCAGUAUAUGAGAAGGUAAUAAAAGAUCCAUUCAAGACGUUGCCAUCAAAAUGUCCCAAUCCCUUAGAGUGUCAAAAAUGUAGUGAGCAGGUCAACAACCAACCAAUCAGUCCUUCGUUAAUGAGUGAGGAGAAUUCUAUUUUGCCCUUGGUUUUGGGUGUUCUCCUUGGGCUAGCUGUUCUAGCAUUGGUAGUAGUAAGCGGAGUGUUGUUUAAAGUUCGUCGAGGUUGUGAACAAUCUUCAGAUGACCCAUACCUUGAUCCAAGAUUUUCGAGUUCUCUGGGGACUGACUCGAGAGAUUCUGGCUACUGUGUGAGUCCAAACUUAGUGGAAAAUGUUCAAAAUGUGGAAAAUAUGUCAGAUCUUCAGACACAGAGACAACAAUACUUAAAAAAUGCCGCUUACCAAGGAGAUUAACACGUUUACAAUGGUUAAACAUGCGAGAUACAGUAUCAGAUUAAGUUUUAUGAUUAUGUUGAAUAUCCUACAGUGUUUUCAGCAUGAAAUGGCUAGCUAUGCAUCAUGCUUGUAUCAUGGAAUCUACAUGUAUGCAAGAUUUCUUUAUUUGCUAUUUUGCUUAUUUAUCUUUUUUAUUAACGUAUGUACGCGUAAAAAUGCAUAUUAGUUAUGUUUUAAUCAAUUCGGAGAGACGCAAAGAGAAGGGUAUUUCAUAUUCAAGUUUUUGGUAUUUCUUGCAAAAUACAUUUUGGAGUGUAUGAAUAUUCCUUUUUUGGACAUGUAUAUUAAAGAUUUCUUUUUUCUUUGACAUUUUAUAUAUAAAUAUGAGAAUUAUUUGAAAGUGUUUUUUUUGUACAUGCACAUUUUCCUUCGAAAUAAAAUCA
Saccostrea echinata is the source of this 3803-nucleotide messenger RNA. RefSeq lists its product as uncharacterized. Gene Ontology annotation, molecular function: adenylate cyclase inhibiting G protein-coupled glutamate receptor activity. The coding region runs from base 1 to 3378 and encodes 1125 amino acids. Lineage: Eukaryota; Metazoa; Mollusca; Bivalvia; Ostreida; Ostreidae. Gene Ontology annotation, cellular component: membrane. The transcript is spliced from 8 exons. Gene Ontology annotation, biological process: G protein-coupled receptor signaling pathway. The record is from RefSeq and is a predicted model, not a curated record.